UUCAACUCUAAACACACAGAAAGACAGAGAGAAAUGGGUAACUGCCAGGCCAUUGAUGCUGCUGCUUUGGUAAUACAGCAUCCAGAUGGAAAGAUUGAGAGGUUAUACUGGUCUGUUAUGGCUAGUGAGGUUAUGAAGAUGAAUCCAGGUCACUAUGUUUCUUUGAUCAUUCCCUUGCCACCUGCGCCGUCAGAGGACGUAGAAAACCAGGAGGCGAAGAAAGCUGUGCGCUUUACAAGGGUUAAGCUUCUCCGGCCAACUGAUACUCUUGCUCUUGGCCAUGCUUAUAGGCUCGUUGCUUCUCAAGACGUUAUGAAGGUGUUGCGAGCAAAGAAGUCUGCCAAGACAAAGAGGCAGCAGCUAGAAUCCGCUGAGAAGUCGGAGAUGGCAGCAGAGAAGCAAAGUACAGGUCUCAACCCUGGAGAGAAAUCUAAUGCAGAUAAAGCCUUCCAGGGGAUGAAGCAAGAGAGACAUAGCGCACGGAUAGCGUCAGUUAACAGCACUUCAAUGAGGUCAAAAUCAUGGCGUCCCUCAUUACAGAGCAUCUCUGAGGCUUCCAGUACCACCAUGACGGUGAAUGGCCCACAGAAGGGGUGUUAAGAUGCUCAUUCCAUGUGGACUCAUCUUCAACACAAAGGAACUGGGCAAAAUUAGAUACCAAAACCUUUGUCAAACAAGAGCAAAAAAUUCCAACGGUUCGACAGAAAUGAAUCAUCUGUAUAGCUACAACGAAUAGGAGCAAUGGAUCUUAUUUUGUUUUACAGUGAGUACUUUUGUGAUAUGCGGUUUAAAUUAUCUAGUACUAUUAAAGAAGUGUUGGUUGAGAUAGUGAA
Messenger RNA from Tripterygium wilfordii, 833 nucleotides. RefSeq lists its product as uncharacterized. Lineage: Eukaryota; Viridiplantae; Streptophyta; Magnoliopsida; Celastrales; Celastraceae. The record is from RefSeq and is a predicted model, not a curated record. The transcript has 3 exons. The coding region runs from base 34 to 600 and encodes 188 amino acids.